Molecule: messenger RNA, 753 nt
Organism: Iphiclides podalirius (scarce swallowtail)
Lineage: Eukaryota; Metazoa; Arthropoda; Insecta; Lepidoptera; Papilionidae
Source: the annotation of a GenBank genome assembly
AUGAGUUUCGAAGGCAAAGUUGUGAUCGUGACAGGAGCCAGUUCCGGGAUUGGGGCAGCGACAGCCGUCCUCUUUUCGAAAGAAGGGGCACACGUGACGCUUGUGGGGAGGAACGAGACGAAGCUUAACGAUGUCGCUUCGCGUUGCGUCUCGAGGCACCUCGUUGUGAAGGCGGACGUCUCGCAAGAGGCCCAAGCGAAGAGCAUCGUCGAUCGGACCGUGAGCGAAUUCGGCAAGAUCGAUGUGCUCGUGAACAACGCUGGCAUCGUGCGCUUCGGUAGCGUCGGCAUGGGCAACAUUUUGAGCGCCUACGACCAAGUGAUGGCGACGAACUUGCGCGGCGCCAUACACCUCACCACUCUUUGCGUCGAGCAUUUGUUGGAGAGCAAAGGCAACAUCGUGAACGUGUCCAGCGUCGGUGGUGUAGUUACGCCAACCAAGCCCGCGCUGACGUCCUACAGCAUAUCCAAGGCGGCUCUGAAUAUGUUCACUCAGUGCGUCGCUUUGGAACUUGGGGAAUACGGCGUGAGGGCGAACACCGUUAGCCCCGGGCCGGUCGUGACGGACAUCAUGUCGAACUCGGGCGUCCCCGACUCGGCCUACUCUUGGGCGGACUUCGAGCCCACCACGGCUCUCAAGCGAGUGGGGCAGCCGGAGGAGAUCGCCGAUCUGAUCGGGUUCCUCGCCAGUGAUAAGGCCAAAAGUAUCACCGGCGCCAAUUACGUCAGCGACAACGGAUUUAUUCUCAAGCGU